Molecule: messenger RNA, 1949 nt
Organism: Pseudogymnoascus destructans
Lineage: Eukaryota; Fungi; Ascomycota; Leotiomycetes; Thelebolales; Thelebolaceae
Exons: 1
Coding region: 189-1949 (586 amino acids)
Biological process (GO): tRNA methylation
Cellular component (GO): cytoplasm
Molecular function (GO): tRNA methyltransferase activity
Source: RefSeq, a predicted model, not a curated record
CCACUAUCAACAAUAUACCCCGCCAUCACACGAUACGGAAGCAGAACGUCGCUCUUAUACCACAAAAUACCUCUCGCUAGCUGUACUAUAGCUGUACUGCAGAGACCGUAUCUCCUGAAGAAGGCCAGAGAAUCCAGACUUCCUGCGUGACUUUCUUCAACGUCACGGGACGGACAGACAGGUGGGCCAUGGAAACAACCAAUGCGCCGCCACCAGGAGUAGAAGAAAUAAAACAACAUCUCGAUGAAAGAGGUAUGGGAGAGGAGAUUGCGAGGUUAUACCUUGACUGUCCUUCUCAAUCCGCAAAGGACGUGAAAUCAUGGCUCGAAUCUAGCACCCACUUCCACCGCUCCGAGAAAAUAAUCCCCGCCCCCUCAUCACCCUCCUCUUCCACCUCCGCGCCACACCUACGCAUCCCCACUACCAUCCUACUCCCAUUAUCUACUUCUCCGGCUGAGGCGCGCGCGGCCCUUCCCUCACCACCUCCAGAAUCUGGGCUCAUGGAGAGGAUUUCCGUUGUGCUACUGCCUGUUUCCCCUGCUAGCAACGCGCUGGGGGAACUGGGAACAGCAUCAAAAGCUUCACACCACCUCUCCGACCCCUUCCUUACUUUUCUCUCUCACCCCGCUGUCAGCUCAGUAGUUGACUCACAAGCUCGAGAGUCCCUCCUCUCCACCCUCCCAAAACGAUACACCGUCUACACUCCACUGGCCCUCCUACCCACCGGCAGCCUAUCCUCAGACGCCUGGCAGGCCGUGCUGGACAACACCCCUCCCGUGGUGGUAGAGGAGCUAUGGACUGGCGUCCUGGGCGCCAUUACGCGACUUGGGGGGGAGAAAGUGACGCACCUAGCUAUCAACCAUCCCAUCCCCGGUUCCGCCGAGGAUGAGAAUAUCAUCCGCGCCCCUUCGCACCUACGCGCUCUCUUCGGCGACUUCGGCCCCACCAUCUCCGCUAAGAGGUGGGCGCUUGGCCCUGGGUUAGUGACAGGGGCUGGGGAGGGAGAGGGAGGGGAGGGAGAGCCGAUAGGGGAAGAAGAUUUUAAAAAUGCGUUCUGGGUGCGGACGAGACAGAAUGGGAUUUUCCAGUCCUGGGCCCCGCGUUGGACGAUGUUCAGUCGUGGGAAUGUUACUGAGAAGGCGAGGGUCCUCCGCUUCGGCGCUGCGUCAUGGUGGCUGAGUGCUGUUGGUGGUGGUGGUGGUACUGCCUCUGGUGGUAGUGAUGGGCGAAAUGGGGAACAGGUGCAAAUAGCGGUGGAUUUAUACGCCGGAAUCGGGUAUUUCACACUCUCCUACCUCUCGCGGGGGUACGCGGUGUUGGCGUGGGAGAUUAAUCCGUUUUCUAUUGAAGGCCUACGGCGCGGUGCGCUGGGUAAUGGGUUUGAAGUGCUUGUGGUAAAGGGGGCAGUGGACUGGGAGGCGGUUAGGGAGACGGUGGAGAAGAGGGGCGUGGUUGUUUUUGCAGAGGAUAAUAAGUUUGCGUGGGCGAGGUUUCAGGAGGGGUUGCAGGAGCUGGGGAAGAAGGGGGUGGUAGGAGGGGUGGAGGGGAGGUGGAAGGUGAGACAUGUUAAUCUUGGCUUACUGCCGUCGUCGAGGAUGGGAUGGGAGGUUGGAGGAAGGUUUUUGGGAGAGGGUCAGGGGGGUUGGAUGCAUGUGCAUGAGAAUGUUAAAGAAUCGGGUCGGAAGGAGAUGGUGAAGGGAGAUGAGAUUGUGGAGGUUGUUAGGGGGGUUGUUGGGGGUGGUGGAAGGGGGGAAGUGGAAAGGGAGGAAGAGGAAGGCAGAGAAGGAGGAGAAGAAAGGAAGGAGAUAAAUGUCGAGGUUAGGAGUGUAGCGAUGGUGAAGGGGUUUGGACCUGGAGUUAAUCAUAUGGUUUUUGAUGUGUGGGUUGGGCCGAAAGGGGUGGGUGCUGGGAUGCGUUGGGGGUUGUUGGGUGGGACAUAUGGCAUGUAA